AAAGUCUAUGCCUCCAUCAAAUGACUCGAAUCCCUCCUUUUCCAAUUCAGCUUCUUCUUCUUUUUUCUAAACAAUCCCAAAUUCCACCCCAUUCCCAUUCCCAGCUUAAAAGCUUAGAAAAUAAAGGAAAUAAAACCACCUUCUUUCCUCGUCAUCGUCGCAUGUGUAGAUCCAAAAUGGCAACCGAUGCCUCCGAACCCAUCCCAACUACGCCACCCCAUCCCACCCCACGUCCGGUCAGGACCAAACCCAGAACCUCCCCUCAAGCAACACAAUCUCCCCGCCGCCCCUCCCCAAAUUCUCCAUUCGCUAAACUUCCUUCCUCCAGUCCCUCCACCAGCGGCACCUUUCAUUCAGGUUCUGCCCCGGCCACCGGCUCCGGUUCUGAUUUUCGACUAAAUUCGUCGGUAGGCACAACCUCCGCUUCAAGCCGUACAUCCCUCUCCAGCCUCCAUCUCUCCCUCCCGGAACACGCCCAUAUUUAUGAUUUCUCCGAAAUCCGUUCCGCCACCAACAAUUUUCUCGCCAAACGCUACUCCACUUCCUCCUCCUCCUCCCAGUCCUGGCGCUGCGAGCUCAACGGAAAAGACGUCAUUAUUUUUCAACGGAAAAUCCAUCAGACAAUCCACGAAUCUGAGCUGAGAUCCAAAUUAUCGGCAAUUUGUAAAAGCCAUCAUAAAUGCUUAAUCAAGCUCCUCGGAGCUUCCAUUUCAAACGAUCACAUUUACUUAGUUUAUGAAUUUAUCAGCGGCUCGAAUCUUUCUACUUGUCUCCGAAAUCCUAGAAACCCUGAUUUCACCGUUCUUUCCACCUGGAUGUCGCGAAUGCAAAUCGCCACGGAUUUAGCUAACGGCUUGAAUUAUAUCCACACCGCAGCCGGAUUCAGCAUAAGUUUGGUCCACAAGUACGUGAAGAGCAGCGGAAUUAUUAUCACUGAGCCUUCCUUGAAUGCCCGAAUUUGCCAUUUCGGAGCCGCCGAGCUAUGCUCCGAGACGGAGAGAUAUGAAAGAGGUGAGAUAACGGAAGAGGAGUUGCCGGAGCUGCGGAGGUCGGGGAGUAGGGGUAGGCAAUUUGAAGGAGUGAGAGGAUACAUGUCGCCGGAGUUUAAGUCCACCGGCUUGGCGACGCAGAAGUCUGACGUGUACGCUUUUGGAGUGGUGAUUCUGGAGCUUUUGUCCGGGGAGGAGCCGCUGAAGUAUAAAUAUGAUAAAGCGAGUGGAGAUUAUAGGAAGAUUUCAAUUAUCGAUUCAGCGACGGAGGCGGUGGAAACUGGCGGAGAGGGUAAUGAAACGGUGGAGGGAAGGCUGAGACGGUGGGUGGAUAAGCGGUUGAAGGAUUCGUUCCCGGUGGAGGUGGCGGAGAAGUUAAUCCGUCUGGUGUUGGAAUGCGCACAUGUGGAUCCGAAUAAGAGACCCGAUAUGCGACGGGUCGCGGGAAAAAUAUCCAAGCUUUAUUUGGACUCGAAAAUGUGGUCGGACCGGGUUAGACUUCCGACUGAUUUCUCGGUGUCAUUAGCGCCUCGUUGAUUGACUCAUUUGGUAAUUAGCUUUUUUUAUUUUCUUUUCUUUUUUCCCUUUUUUUGGAUAUGGAUUUAGAAAUUCUUUUUCCCUAAUGCUUCUGCUACUACUUUUGGUGAAGAGGUAAAUAUCAUUAUUGUUACAUUUGUAAACGCUGAUUAAUGAGAGUUAGCCAAUUCAAAUGGCUAUAUAAUUUAUUGAUUUAGU
Messenger RNA from Coffea arabica (coffee), 1724 nucleotides. RefSeq names its product lysM domain receptor-like kinase 3. Gene Ontology annotation, molecular function: ATP binding; protein kinase activity. NCBI's taxonomy places the organism in Eukaryota, Viridiplantae, Streptophyta, Magnoliopsida, Gentianales, Rubiaceae. Gene Ontology annotation, biological process: protein phosphorylation. The record is from RefSeq and is a predicted model, not a curated record.